AUGCCGAGCAGCGGUGCGGAGCGGCCGGGGCUGCCCCCGGGGCGCGCGGGGGCCAACGGGGGACGGACAAACGGCCACGUCUCGCCCGCACGGAAGGCGAAGGAGCCCCUGCAGAAGCGGUACCGGGUGGGUUCGCUGCUGGGCAGCGGCGGCUUCGGCCGCGUCUACGCGGGGACCCGCCUGGCGGACGGAGCCCCGGUGGCCAUCAAAUGCGUGUCCCGGGAUGGCAUCCAGCAGUGGGGCGAGCUGCCUGACGGCACCCGGGCACCCCUGGAGAUCGUGCUGCUGGACAAGGUGUCCAAUGGGUUUCGCGGGGUCAUCCAGCUCCUGGAGUGGUUCGAGCUCCCCAACAGUUUCUUGUUGGUGAUGGAACGUCCGGAGUGCUCUCAGGACCUCUCUGGCUUAAUCACGGCAUGGAGGUUCCUGCCGGAGGAGAUGGCGUGGGGGCUGUUCCGCCAGGUGCUGAAGGCCGUGCGGCACUGCAGCAGCUGCGGCGUCCUGCACUGGGACAUCAAGCCCCAGAACAUCGUCCUCGACCUGGCCACCGGCGAGGCCAAGCUCAUUGACUUUGGAUGUGGCAUGUUCCUUCAGGACACGGCCUACACCCAGUUUGCAGGAACACCGUCGUACAGCCCGCCAGAGUGGAUCUGGCUCAAAAGCUACCACGGCGAGGCGGCAACAAUCUGGUCCCUGGGCAUCCUGCUCUACCAGAUGGUCUGCGGGGAGCACCCUUUCUGGAAAGGCAGGAGCACCAUCUGGGACCAGCUCCCGUUCCCACGAUGGGUCUCUCAAGGGUGCCAGCACCUUAUCAGGUGGUGUUUGUCCAUCCGCCCCUCGGACAGGCCAUCGUUGGAAGACCUAUUCUGCCAUCCUUGGGUGCAGGGCGUUCAGCUGCCCUAGGAGACGGGAGAGAUCCACGUGCUCAGUUUGAUCCAGGGGCCUGGCAA
Molecule: messenger RNA, 947 nt
Organism: Myiozetetes cayanensis
Lineage: Eukaryota; Metazoa; Chordata; Aves; Passeriformes; Tyrannidae
Product: serine/threonine-protein kinase pim-1-like
Exons: 6
Coding region: 1-900 (299 amino acids)
Biological process (GO): negative regulation of apoptotic process; protein autophosphorylation
Cellular component (GO): cytoplasm
Molecular function (GO): protein serine/threonine kinase activity; ATP binding
Source: RefSeq, a predicted model, not a curated record